Molecule: messenger RNA, 1700 nt
Organism: Fragaria vesca subsp. vesca
Lineage: Eukaryota; Viridiplantae; Streptophyta; Magnoliopsida; Rosales; Rosaceae
Product: (RS)-norcoclaurine 6-O-methyltransferase-like
Exons: 2
Coding region: 111-1190 (359 amino acids)
Biological process (GO): methylation
Molecular function (GO): O-methyltransferase activity; protein dimerization activity; S-adenosylmethionine-dependent methyltransferase activity
Source: RefSeq, a predicted model, not a curated record
GUAUGCCAUACAUUCCCAAGUAAUUAACGUACUGGCUGCUUAGCUCUGGGCACUAGUUCUCCCUUAUAUACAUGUUAGGUAUUUGUUCUAACAGAGACUGAAAACUUAAAAUGGAAGCAGUUAACGAAUUGGAUGAAGCAACUCUAAGAGGCCAAGCAGAUGUAUGGAAGUACAUGCUCGGGUUUGCAGAUUCCAUGGCUUUGAAAUCUGCUGUGGAGCUCCGUAUACCAGAUAUCAUAAACUCUCAUUGCCAGGCAUUGAGUCUCUCUGAUAUAGUCUCAAACAUCGAUUCUAAAUCACCCUCGCCAGACAUCACAUGCCUCUCUCGCAUCAUGAGGUUGCUUGUCCGCCGGAACAUCUUCGCUGCACAUCACGACGAUGGAGAUUCCGGCGAAACCCUCUACGGGUUGACUCCUUCGUCUAGAUGGCUCUUGCAAGACUCAGAGCUCACUCUCGCUCCGAUGGUUCUCUUACAGACAGAUCCCAUUUUAAUGGCUCCAAUGCAAUAUUUCAGCCAAUGCGUCAAGCAAGGUGGUACACACGCCUUCUCGAAGGCGCAUGGCCGUGAUAUUUGGCAAUUCUUCUCGGAAAACCUCGAGGCCAACCAAUUGUUCAACGAUGCCAUGGCGUGCAGCGCUAACAUAAUAAUGAAAGUGAUACUCGCCAGAUGUAAGGGUGCGUUUGAUGACGUGACAACACUGGUGGAUGUUGGUGGUGGGACGGGAAGGGCGGCGGCGGAGAUCGUGAAGGCGUAUCCCAGCAUUAAGGCCAUCAACUUUGAUCUACCAUAUGUGGUUGCAACAGCGCCGGCGUACCAUGGGGUGUCGCAUGUUGGAGGUGACAUGUUUGAUGAGGGCAAUAUUCCAAACGCUGAUGCAAUUUUCAUGAAGUGGAUUAUGCACGACUGGAGUGACGGCGAUUGCAUCAAGAUAUUGAAGAACUGCCGGAAGGCGAUACCGGAGAGAAGUGGGAAGGUGAUUAUUGUGGACGCUGUUCUGGAGCCAAAUGGUGAUGGCUUGUUUGACGACACAGGAUUAGUUUUUGAUCUGCUGAUGAUUACUCAUAGCUCAGGUGGAAAGGAGAGGAGUGAGAGUGAAUGGAAGCAGAUGUUGGAACAAGCAGGCUUCCCUCGCUACAAUAUCAUCAAUAUUCCAGCAGUAGUGUCCAUUAUCGAGGCAUACCCUGUGUGAAAAUUUAUAUGUUAUCAUAGUGAGCUUGCAGUAUUAAUAAAAAUUGGCAAGAUCAAUUAGGCGCGCUAUUGAGUAAUUGAGCUGAUCAGUUAGCAGAAAUUGGCCAGCAUUCUGUGUGAUUUCAUUGCCUGCUUCUUUCUAUGUCCACGUUCCUGUUGGAUCAGCUGGGAAUGAGUAUUUCUAGAGGUUUUAGGCUGUAUUUUUUUUUCUUCUCUGUUUAUGUCUGAAGGUUGUAUUUGGUUAUGUUGUCUUGUUUCUAUCACACAGUUGUGAUCUUCACACAUCUGAUGCACUGUGGAUAUUUUCUUUCUUCUCCAUUCUCAUUUCUGCUGCUUGUACGUUGUGUGCUUUCCUCAAGCUAUCAGAUAGUUCUGUUUGACAUUUGUAUUCAAUCUUGAGCUUCUCAAGCUUAGAUGUUGCUUCAUCCAGUUCUACAUAUAACGUUGUCCGUGUUCUUAUGCGUUUGAUAAUACAAAAGAGCAAAUUUGAAUAUGCAGUAUACUUUUAUAU